Ochotona princeps (American pika) is the source of this 1066-nucleotide messenger RNA. It is a transcript of the gene CLDN5, whose product is annotated as claudin 5. Bases 138 to 797 code for a protein of 219 amino acids. Gene Ontology annotation, molecular function: structural molecule activity. The transcript has a single exon. Lineage: Eukaryota; Metazoa; Chordata; Mammalia; Lagomorpha; Ochotonidae. Gene Ontology annotation, biological process: bicellular tight junction assembly; cell adhesion. Gene Ontology annotation, cellular component: plasma membrane; bicellular tight junction. The record is from RefSeq and is a predicted model, not a curated record.
GGGCACCUGCACCGAGAGGUGGGCGCGCCGGCGAAAAGGCACCAGGACCCAGCGUAGGGCUCUAAGCCGCACCAGCAAGGCAACGCCACGCUUACCCCAGGCCCCGUGGACAUCGGGCAAGCACUUCAUCUCCAGUCAUGGGGUCGGCAGCGCUGGAAAUCCUGGGUCUGGUGCUGUGCCUGGUAGGCUGGGUUGGCCUGAUUUUGGCGUGCGGGCUGCCUAUGUGGCAGGUGACUGCCUUUCUGGACCACAAUAUCGUGACAGCGCAGACCACCUGGAAGGGGUUGUGGAUGUCGUGCGUGGUGCAGAGUACGGGCCACAUGCAGUGCAAGGUGUAUGAGUCGGUGCUGGCGCUGAGCGCAGAGGUACAGGCGGCGCGAGCGCUCACCGUGGGCGCUGUGCUCCUGGCGCUCGUUGCGCUCUUCGUGACCCUGGCGGGGGCCCAGUGCACCACCUGCGUGGCCCCCGGCCCAGGCAAGGCGCGUGUAGCCCUCACCGGGGGCGCGCUCUACGCUCUCUGCGGGCUGCUGGCGCUCAUUCCGCUUUGCUGGUUCGCCAACAUCGUGGUGCGCGAGUUCUACGACCCUACGGUGCCCGUGUCGCAGAAGUACGAGCUGGGCGCUGCGCUCUACAUCGGCUGGGCGGCCUCGGCGCUGCUCAUGUGCGGCGGUGGCCUCGUGUGUUGCGGCUCCUGGGUUUUCGCUGGCCGCCCCAACCUCAGCUUCCCGGUGAAGUACUCGGCCCCGCGUCGGCCGGCAGCGGCCAGCGGCGACUACGACAAGAAGAACUACGUUUGAGAGUGGGCAGACCCCUCUGGGCAGGCAGCCAGGCCGGAGAACCUAAGGACCGGCGUGGGGAGUCCACGUGGAAGGUAGUCUUGAAUGGGUUGCGCCACGCAGGAGCCCGCGGAACGCCGGGCUUUGCGCGCAAAUACCGCCCGGGGACCAGCCCCUGCUCUCGCUGUAUCCCGCAGUACUCUCUCGACCUGUGACCAUCCAGCCGCUGCUCUGAACAGAUGAAGGGCGCUUUCGAGGACUUCAUCGGCUUUCCUUCUGUGAGCAGCGGU